AUGGCCGCCGCCGCCGCCGCCGCCGCCGCCGCCGCCGCCUCGUCGUCAUCUGCCGCCAUGUUCAGCUCCGCUGCGGAGAGCUGCUCUCGCAGAGCCUCGCUCGUUGCCAACCUCCGCGUGCGUCCCACACGAAGCUAUUCCGCAUUUCUGAGAAGUAGUUGUGCCGUCGGUGCUCACGCCCGUGACUCCGCUUCUCUUUGUUCUUCAUCUUCCGUUGUUAAUGAGUAUUCAUUAUAUUGUUUCCCUAAUUCUCUGGAUGCAUCCUUUUCAGCAGCAAUGGCCAUCGAGGCUUCUGCAAAGGUUAUCGAUGGAAAAUCAGUUGCCAAGGAAAUAAGAAAGGAAAUAGCUAUCGAAAUAUCAAGGAUGAAGGAGUCUACUGGGAUUGUUCCUGGCCUGGCUGUUAUUCUUGUUGGAGAAAGGAAAGACUCUGCAACUUACGUACGCAACAAGAAGAAAGCUUGCGAAUCUGUUGGGAUCAAGUCAUUCGAAGUGCACUUGCCUGAAGACUGUUCAGAACAAGAAGUGCUCGAGUAUAUCACAGGCUUCAAUGGAGAUCCUUCAGUUAAUGGUAUCCUUGUGCAGUUGCCUCUUCCUUCUCAUAUGAAUGAGCGGAACAUCUUAAAUGCUGUUUGUAUCGAGAAAGAUGUCGAUGGAUUCAACCCUCUGAAUAUUGGUCGUCUGGCCAUGAGGGAUAGAGAACCGCUAUUUGUUCCAUGCACACCCAAAGGAUGCAUAGAGUUAUUGCACAGAUAUAAUGUUCCUAUCAAGGGAAAAAGAGCUGUUGUUAUCGGGAGGAGCAAUAUUGUCGGAAUGCCUGCUGCCUUGCUCUUGCAAAGGGAGGAUGCAACAGUUAGUAUUGUCCAUUCAAGAACGAAAAAUCCGGAGGAGAUCACUAGAGAAGCCGAUAUUGUGAUCUCUGCCGUGGGCCAGCCGAAUAUGGUGAGAGGCAGUUGGAUCAAGCCUGGCUCUUUCGUCAUUGAUGUUGGAAUUAAUCCUAUUGAGGAUGCAUCAAAUCCCCGAGGAUAUCGGCUUGUAGGGGAUGUUUGUUACGAGGAGGCUAGCAAGAUUGCUUCAGCAAUCACACCUGUACCCGGAGGUGUGGGCCCCAUGACCAUUGCUAUGCUACUCUCCAACACUCUUUCCGCCACAAAACGAGCCAACAAUUUCUAACGAAAUGUCUCCUCUUGAUUCGAUUAGUAACUAAACGAGCCAGACUAUUUGUAGGAUUUUAAGAGUAUCAUCUUUAGGUCUUCUAUAAUUGAAUCCAUUUAACAAAGAUGAAUGUAAUGAGGGUAUGUAGCAAGUGCAUUUAGGAUUCGAAAUAGUAAUGUAAUCUUUUAUUUUGUGGCCAUAUUAAGAUGUAGCUUGUUUGAUGUCAAUGUUUUGACUCGGAUCAAGUAUCUAUACCCCUCUGUAUGCAAGUUUGGCAAGAACGCAUUGAUUUUGUAAGUUAUUUUUAAAAGCUUAGGACGUGCUUGAAUACAAAUAUAUUUUUUGGUUACUCA
Molecule: messenger RNA, 1505 nt
Organism: Striga asiatica
Lineage: Eukaryota; Viridiplantae; Streptophyta; Magnoliopsida; Lamiales; Orobanchaceae
Source: the annotation of a GenBank genome assembly